Messenger RNA from Plasmodium gallinaceum, 4035 nucleotides. RefSeq names its product conserved Plasmodium protein, unknown function. The transcript has a single exon. Lineage: Eukaryota; Apicomplexa; Aconoidasida; Haemosporida; Plasmodiidae. The record is from RefSeq and is a predicted model, not a curated record. The coding region runs from base 1 to 4035 and encodes 1344 amino acids.
AUGCAAAAAUGUAUUAAUUUUUCUGUUUUCAUUGUUUUUUUGUUACUUAUAAAUAUUUAUUGUGUAAAAGUAAAAAAUAACAAUUAUAGUUAUGUAAUUAAUAAAAUUUCUAAUUGCAAACAUAAAUACAAGAGGAAAAUAAUAAGAAAAUAUGCAAAAAAAAAAAAAACAAAAGAUGAUUAUGAAGAAUAUUAUAAAGAAUUAGAUAAAAUAUUCAAUGAAUGUGAUUAUGAUGAAAAACAAUUAGAAGAAGAAGAAAAAAAAAGAGAAGAAGAAUUAAAUUCAUUAAGCGAAAAAGACUUACUUGAUAUAAAUUUUUGUAAUUAUGAAAAUGAUCCUAGAAGUUUAGCGAAUUUAGUUAAAGAUAAAAGCAAAGAAGAAAUAGAAAAAGAAAAAUUAGAAGAAGAAGAAAAAAUAAAAAAUAAUGAAAAACUAACAAUGCAAUACAGCUAUGAUUACGAUAGAGUUUUGAAAAAAAAAUUUCUCGAAGAAAAAAUAGAAUACAAAAAAAAAUUUACAUUAAGAGAAAAGGAAGAAAAUUUAGUUGAAAAUGUUGAUAUUAAUUUAAUGAAUGAUUUUUUAAAUAAUUAUAAGAAUGAUUUCCCCAGAUCAUUUUACAAAGGAAAAAGAGAUAAAUAUUUUGGUAGAGAAGAUUUAGUAAAUGAUGGAGAUAAUGAAAAGAUAGAUAGUGAAGAAAAUAAAGAAAUACAUAUAGAUAAAACAAAUAAGGAAGAUAAUAUAAAUGAUGAAAUGUUGAAAGAAAAUUUAGAAAGUAUCAACUUUUUAAAAAAAAUAAAAAAUGAUUUCUACAUUGACAGAGAUAAUUAUAUAAAUGAAUCAGUAAAGGAAAUUAAAAAGGAGUUUAAUGAUAAUGCAAAUACAGAAUAUGUUAAUAGUUAUCCUAAUACAAAUUAUGAUGAACAUGAAAAAUUAGAAAAGAAUAAAGAAUUUGAUGAAUUUGUAAAAGAAAAAAUAAAAAAUAGUGCUACAGAUGAUAAUAUAAAUAAAGUAAUAAUAACCAAAUAUAUACAUAUGUUUCAAGUAGAUGAUGAAAUAAAAGAAAUUAAUGAGAAAAUAAAAAAAGGAGAAAAUGUAAGUACUAUUUUAGAUAUAUUUAAAGAGAGUAAAAGGAUAAAUAUGAUAAAUAUUAUGUAUGCUUUUAUGUAUAUAGAUCGAUUUAAAACUCUAAACAUUAAUGAGUAUUUAUAUGAUAAAAGAUUUGCACAUUUAACUUAUGCAUUAGAAGAAUUAUUAAAAUAUUAUUUAUAUGUACUAAAUGAAAAAAAAAAUAUAAAUGUUAAUCGUAGAACUUUAAUUUUGAAUGACAAAAACAUAAUUUUUUUAAUUAAAUAUAUGAAUCGUCUGAAACUAUUUUACAUUAAUUUGAAUAUAUAUAACUUGCUAAUUUUAAUUUUAUCAAAAUCAUUUCACUUGUUUAAUAUGAAUUCUUUCAUUAUUUUAUUGGCUUAUUUAAAUGAAUAUACCUAUUUUAGUAAUAAUAUACAUAAAAAAAUAAAUAUAUCACUUUUGCAACAUAUUUUUAAUUAUUUUAAAACAUACACAGUUCAUUCAUCAAAUAUUAAUUUUUAUCAUUUCAAAAUAUUACUUCCUUUAUUAAUAAAAUAUAAAUACAUAGAUAAUGAUACAUUUAAAAUGAUAUUCAAUUACUUUCAGAAAGAUAUAAAUAAAAUUUUAGAAUUUUUAAAAGAUGAAAAUAUACCAGAACAAAAAGAAAUUUCAGAUUUAUUAUUUUAUGAUGUAAAAACAAAAGAGCAAAAACAAAAUAAGGAAAAUUAUAUUUCCUAUAUAAAAUAUACGAACAUGAUGAAAAAAAAAGAAUAUUUGAAUUUUUUGUCACAAUUAUUACAUUAUUUAAUGAUAUCGAAAUUUAAUGAAAGAGAUGAAAUAGUUCUCAAAAUAAUAAAUAUAUUUAUUAAUCAUUUUAAUUUUUUCGAUUUAGAAGAAUUAUUGAAUAUUUUAUAUAACUAUGAUCUAUUUAAAAAUUCUAAUAUAGAUAUAAUGAUUUGUUGUAAACAAGAAUUGUUAAGUAAAAAAAGUAUGUUAAAAGAUAAUGAGAUAAAUAAAAUUUUAUCCUUUUUCAUAUAUAAUUACAGAAAAGGAAUAAUUUUUGAAAAUUAUUAUUCUAAUUUUUUUAGAAAUAAAAAGUAUACCAUAUUAAGAACUAAUAAUAAUGACAAAAAUAGUUUAUUUUUAUAUAAAAACAUAAAUAAAAUUCAUUACAAAAACUUUGAACAAGUAGGAAAAUAUAUGAUAAAUCAAUAUGGAAAUAAUAACAUUAUUAGUAAUACUAACGAAACUAUGAAUAGUUACAAUGAUAAUGAAUAUAGUAAUAAAAUAAAAGAAAUUAAAUAUGACUUGGAUAAUGAAAAACAUAUGAACAUCACUAAUAUAGGUAAUUAUAACAAUAGCAAUAAAAAUUUGAAGAGUAAAUUCAUUGAUUCAGAAAAAGAACAAAAAGAACAAAAAGAAGAAGAUAUAAAAACUUUUUUAAAUGAAAAGGAAAAUAUUCAAGAUUCUUAUAAAAAUACAGAUAAUAAACUAAAAGAAGGAAAUAAUGAUAUAAUAAACGAAGUACUAAAAAAAAAAAAAAACAUAAAAUUAUUUAAACAAAAUUCUAUCUUGAACAAAUUAAUUUUUAAGGAUUCUGAGUUUAUUUAUGAUUUAACUCAUGAUAUUCACAUAUAUGUUAAUUUUAGAAAUGUACAUUUACUAAAAUUUGUUUACAAUUUAUAUUUAUUAAGCUUAUUAUUUUAUAAAAAUCCUGAUGUUAUUCGAAUUGUUUCAGAAAUAGCAUAUAACCUUAUAGACACAAAUAUCUUUUCAUUUAUUGAUCAGUAUUCCUAUUAUUUAUAUGAAGAUAUUUAUGUGGUUAUAAAAGCAUUUAAGUAUAUUUCUUUUUUUACAAUAGAUUUAAUAUUUAUAUGGAAAAAGUUCUUUUUUCUUUUACAUCAUUUUAUUAAUUCAUUAAAUUUAGAAAAUAUUUAUGAUAUAUUUUUUUUUAUUAAAAUUGCUAAUAUUACUAAUUUGAAAAAUGAAAACUAUGAUGUUAUAAAAUUAUUAACUAGUAGAAUGAAGCAAAUUUUAGAAAUUCUCCAUAAAUGCAACAUUAAAAAAUUUAAUACAUAUCCUCAUACAUACGUUUUAAAUAUUGUUAACCUUAUAAAAGAAGAUAAUAAUGAAAAUGUUAAGGAGUUUAUUAAUUUUUUCUUUUAUUCGAUUUAUAAAAAGAUAGAAGAAUUAUCAUUAAAAACCAAUUUUUCUACAUAUGAAGAGAACAUAGUAAGUAAAAUAUAUGAAAAUAAAAACGAAGAAGAAGAUAAAAAUGGAAAAGAUAAAAAUAAAAUUGAAGGUAAAGAAGAAGAAGAAGAAGAAGAUAAAAAUGGAAAAGAUGAAAAUAAAAUUGAAGGUAAAGAAGAAGAAGAAGAAGAAGAAGAUGAUAAAAAUAGAAAAAAUAAAAAUAAAAUUGAAGAUAAACAAGAAGAUAAAAUUGUAAAUGAAAGUAUAUAUGAAAAUUUUGAAAAAUUGAAAAAUCAAAGUAAUUUAUCACCCAAAAGUAAUUUUUACAAAUGUGAUGAAGUAUAUAAAAAAGUCAAUAAUUAUAUUUAUAAUUUUAAAGACAUUAGAAUUUUUUUGCGUAUUUUUCUAAAAAAUUACAAAGAGAAUCAAGAAUUAUUUAAUUUGCAAAUUAUUGAUUUUAUCUUAUGGAAUUCUGAAAUGUUUUUUUUAGAGAUGCAUAAAAAUAAAUAUUAUUAUCAUAAUGUUUAUAUAUUUGGUAAAGAGAUGAAUGAAUUUCUAUAUCUUUUAAAAACUGCUAUUAAAAAUAAUUUAUACAACCGCAAUAUUAUGCAUAGAUAUAUUAAAAUAUUUAAAUAUAUAAUAGAUAUUCAAAGCAUUCAUAAUGAUACUCACAAUUUGAAAAAUAAUAUUUAUAAAAAUUUUUUUUCAAAUUUUAGUUACUUGAGUGAUAUAAAUGUUUGGAAAUAUAUUAGAAGGAAAUUUGAAGUUAUUACAUAG